ACAGACCCCCUCCCUUCCUCCACCCCUAAGGCUACCAGCACAAACAGCAGUCUGAUAUUUAUAUUUAAAACGACAUUUACUUCAUCUUCAUCCUGCUAAGUCACCUAUCCAUGCUUUUUGAGAAGCAUCUGAGAAAUAAGACAAGAUUUGUUUUUCAUCCUGUCGAGGACCAAAGCAAGGAAUCGUUCAUCAUCCUGUCGCUUGUGAAAUCGGGAAUCGCAGGAUUAUGAUGUUUUCUUGAAUGUCGUGGGAUAUUUGGGGAUGGGAUCUAUUCGCCCCUAGGAAACUGAAGACCUGCUUUGAAAAUAGCCUUGUACUGUUUUGAUCAAUAUUUUAGAAAACCGCGUAAAAAAUAAUAUCUUCUUGUAGGAUACAGAUAUAGAUCAAUUUAAAUAGACCUGAUUUGGAGAUCAACUCCAGUGCUUCAGUGUCUGGGCUGACUUUUAAUACGCGCACUCAGAUGGAAACCUGGACAUUGUAAAUCAUUGAUCACUUGAAACAGCAGAAUUAUAGGCUACAAAUAGACUAACAAACAUAUAGUUUAAGCUGACUCCCAGAUGUGAAAGUGUUCGAGGUUCCCUGGGCUUCCCUAAUCUAAGGGAUUAGUUGUAUUCAAUAUAACAGAAGAACAGUCUUCGGAGAGUCCAUCAUGCCCACCUCUCGGUCCGGGGCGUGCACGGUGGAAUAUUGGGUCGAUGGAUCGCGCCGAGAUGCGACAGUGGAGGAUUUCUAUAGCAUGGGCCCAGAAUUAGGCAGGGGUGCCACAUCUGUUGUGUUUCGCUGUGAAGAGAAGCAGACUGAGAAACAUUUUGCUGUGAAGGUCUUGAAGAAAACUAUUGACAAGAAAAUUGUGAGGACAGAGAUUGGAGUCCUGCUGCGUCUGUCUCAUCCAAAUAUUAUUCGUUUGAAGGAAAUUUUUGAGACAGAGACCGAGAUCUUUCUCAUCCUUGAGCUGGUCACAGGUGGAGAGCUCUUUGACAGGAUUGUGGAGAGGGGCUACUACAGCGAGCGAGAUGCAGCGCACGUUAUCAAACAGAUUCUGGAGGCUGUGGCGUACUUACACGAGAAUGGAGUUGUUCACAGAGACCUCAAACCAGAAAAUCUCCUUUAUGCUGACUUGUCAAUAGACGCACCUCUUAAGAUAGCGGACUUUGGCCUUUCUAAAAUAAUUGAUGAGCAAGUGACAAUGAAGACAGUAUGUGGUACCCCUGGCUACUGCGCUCCUGAGAUCCUGAGAGGAAACGCUUAUGGCCCUGAGGUCGACAUGUGGUCAGUGGGAGUCAUCCUUUAUAUUUUGCUGUGUGGGUUUGAACCAUUUUUCGAUCCAAGGGGGGACCAAUACAUGUACAGUCGCAUUCUGAAUUGUGAUUAUGAGUUUGUCUCCCCCUGGUGGGAUGAAGUCUCUCUCAAUGCAAAGGAUCUGGUAAGUAAGCUCAUUGUGCUGGACCCUCAUAAACGUCUCACAGUGAAACAAGCUCUGGAACACCCAUGGGUGCUUGGAAAAGCAGCACGAUUCUCCCACAUGGACACAACACAAAGAAAACUACAGGAAUUUAAUGCUCGGCGAAAAUUAAAGGCUGCUAUGAAAGCGGUGGUUGCCACAAGCCGCAUGCACGAGGGCUCACGGCGGCGGACGGACAGCUGCGAGAUGCCCAACACAGAAAAUACCUCGUGCCAGAACAGCAUACAGAAGGAAAACACGUUGGAUUCUCAAAGGGAGCCCAUUCCCAUUAAAGAGGGAUUCAAGCAGGUUGAGGAUGGAGCUCAGAGUCUCUCAAGUACCCCACUCCACCCUACCCAUAAAACUAAAUCUUCUGCCCUGUCUGGGCCCUUGCCCACUCGCCCACCCCUGAUAGCAGACGGACACAGGCAGACCUCUGUUAUACCGAAGGCUCCAGUGGUGCGGCCCAGGAUGCCCAAGAAGAGCUGCUCAGUGGAUCCUGGAGGCAAAUAUGAGCCUUUGCCAGUAAGCACCAACCCACCCAGUCCCAAGGACCUCAGUAAUGGUUUCUCCAUGAGUGUUGAGACAGGUGGCAAUACGGCAGAAUGUCCGUAGUAAUGAUAUAAAUGUUAGGAUUCUUACAGAAGACGGAGGGCCUUGUGCAAGGAAGAGCGCAGGAGAGAUGAUGCUUUACAAAUACACUGAGAAUUUCUUCUUCCCCUCCUCCAUUUUUUGCUAUGAUAUAUUUUGAUACAGGACUGACCUUGGAUGAGCUAUCUGUUUCUUAAAGCUCUUUAUAGAGGCAUGUGGCUUUCAUGACAACUUCAGGUUAGCGGCACAGUGGACAUUGUUUUUUUUUUCUCUCUCUCUUUCCACAAGCAUUGUAAAUAAGAUUGUCUCUUAUCUCUAAUGGUAGUGAGGAUCAUGUAUCUGUGAUGUUGUGAUAUUUGUUUAGGAAUGACUGAUGUGUGAAAUGGCUAACCCCAGUAUAUGUCUUUUGCCCCAUUUUAAUUCACAGAUUUUGUGUUAGCAAACUGCAAAAAAGCUUGAAAUGAUUUCUAAAAGCUCAGACUAAAGGAAGGAUAUGACAUCAUGCCACAAUCAAGAAUAAUGUUUUCCCUCUUCUUUGGCAGUUUAUCUUCCAUCAAAUCUAAUUGAUGUUAUUCAGGGUUACCAAACUGAUCUCAAAUUCCCUACUUUUCUAGUCAUGACGAAAUACAACAUCACGCUUCAGAUUCUGGGAAAGUUUUAGGGAAAAACACACCUAAACUGCCACUGUACUAUAAAUCUUCUCUAUGAGGUGGAAUUAACACAACUAUGCUUCAUCCAGGCUGCACCUCUUCUAAUGUACAUAAUGUACACUUCUAAUGUACAAUGUACACUUCCGGCUUUUCAAAUAGUACAUUCUUUAUUAUUCUACUCUUAGCAUGGAAGUUAAAUGUAUCUGCUUCUAUGAACAUGUAACAGCAUCACAAAAUAUUUCAGUAAAUAAUAGCUGCUUGUCAUUCUAUUUAUUUUUUAUUUAUUUUGAUCUUUGCCAAAAAAAGAAAGAAUGCCUUGUACAUGCUGACAUAAACAGUAGCCAGAUUAGAUCACUGGAACAUUAAGGCUAUGUAUGAAUAGUAAUACUUUGCAGUUAAGAUUAAUCAGUUAAUAAUGUGUUUUCAGUUGUAAGACAGUGUAGAUGCUUUUUAUCUAUGCUUUUUAUAUUUGAGCAGGAGUUUCCAUGUUUCCAAGAUUAAUAAAUUGAACUGAGUUUAUGCUUUUUUUGGUAUAGCUCAUUUAUGCUGACCUUCAGUACACAUUGACCAAUUGUUGAAGCAGCAGUUUAUUCUAUCAGUUGUCUACUUUAAUAAGGAGUCUAAGAAAGAGUAUUUAUUGUCCUCCAUAUUUUAUAGUAAUAUUAGUAAUAAUAUUAUUAUAGUAUAAUAAUUUUGUCCCUAAUUGUAAGAGAGAAAUGUAAAGUCCUUAAAACUGUUGUUACUUCUGAAUGUAUUUUCUUUUUUAAAAUAUUAAUGUAUGUCAGA
Molecule: messenger RNA, 3468 nt
Organism: Pimephales promelas (fathead minnow)
Lineage: Eukaryota; Metazoa; Chordata; Actinopteri; Cypriniformes; Leuciscidae
Product: calcium/calmodulin-dependent protein kinase type IV
Biological process (GO): protein phosphorylation
Molecular function (GO): ATP binding; protein kinase activity
Source: RefSeq, a predicted model, not a curated record